This is a messenger RNA of Hibiscus syriacus, 2317 nucleotides long. Its product is annotated as serine/threonine-protein kinase EDR1-like. The transcript has 15 exons. Bases 51 to 2240 code for a protein of 729 amino acids. NCBI's taxonomy places the organism in Eukaryota, Viridiplantae, Streptophyta, Magnoliopsida, Malvales, Malvaceae. The record is from RefSeq and is a predicted model, not a curated record. Gene Ontology annotation, molecular function: ATP binding; protein kinase activity. Gene Ontology annotation, biological process: protein phosphorylation.
CCAAAUACUUUGUUACUCCCAUCUCCGACGAGUCACCGGUGACUGAUUAAAUGGCUGGGGAUGACUCAGUAGCGAGUCUCUACCGAUCGUUAGUGGAUCGGUGCUUGAGUCUGGAAGCGAGUCACGCUAAGCUGAGGGAAGAGUUUGAUGAGCUUGCGCAGCAAGAAAAAAGAAGCGAUGAAAAGGUCAUGCUGGCGUCAGAUUCCGGCUAUUCCACUUCAUAUUCUGUUGCUUCCACGUUUCCCGGAUACUUCUCCACCGGAAGCCCUUUUAGGAACGUGUUGGAAUCCGUUGGACAUGCUAUUCAUGUCUCUUCAGCUGCUUCGGGGAGGAUUACCUUUUGGAAUCGCUCAUCUGAAAAUCUUUUUGGAUGGAGGUCCAAUGAAGUCUUGGGACUAAGAGAUACGGCACUUCUAAUAGCGGAAGAAUAUCAUGCGCCCCUUAAAAAUAUUAUGGAGAAGUUGAUUUCUGGGCAAUCAUGGUCAGGUCAAUUCCCUUUCAAGAGGAGGUCAGGUGAAAUUUUUAUGGCUUUGGUGACCAAAAGUCCCUUGUACGAAGGUGGUCGUCUUACUGGUGUGGUGACAGUUUCAAGUGAUGCAUCCAUUUUUAAUGGUAUUAAUAAAGAGAAUUCGGGAACUUAUCAGGAUCAUAAUAGAUCGAGGAGGCUGAAGUCGAAAAACAUACAGUGGCAUCCACCACAGCCACAGAUUGCAUCGUCUGUUUCUAAUCUGGCUUCAAGAUUUCUACUCAAGAAACAAGAUGGUUUAAGCAAUUCAUGUAAUAAGUCAAGGGAACAAGAGGAUGGUGCAACAAGCAUAGAAGACAAGUUAGAGGCUCGUGAUACAGCUGAAGGUCAAUUUAACUCGAAUUUCCAUGAGUGGAGGAACACAGCUGAAAGAAUAAGCUCUAAAAAGGAUGACAAUGCAUUCGAUCUUGCUCAACCUUCAAAAAUUGCUGCAAAAGUCUUGGCAAAACUGCAGAUCAGGGGACCCAGCUACCACAGCAGCGAUGAUGAUGAAUGUCCUCAGAGAAAGGAUACAACUAGUAGACUGGCAACAAAUGAUGUGGCAGAUGAACAUAAUGUUUCUAGAGGUUUGAAGCCAUCAAUUCAGAAUCACUUUAGUGUUGAAAAGCGCAUAAGUCCAACGCCGCUUGGAGAUUCUUCAAGAGAGCGCAAUGGGAAGUUUUCAGUAAGUUGUAUGGGAGAAUCUACCGCAGGAUUAGCGAGCCGAGUAAAUGAAAAUGGAUCGGAGCCGGAGUUUCUAAAUAUGGAUGCAUCAUGGGUGGAAGAUGAAUUACAAAAGCAGACAGAUGGUAAAAGCUUAUCAAGUGUAGGGGAGAGCAUAGGAAGCCAAGAAAGUCAAUCAAGCAAAGGGGAUAGUGAGCCAAACUCUAUGGUUGAUUGUGAGAUUCACUGGGAAGACCUACAUUUAGGGGAGGAGAUUGGGCAAGGUUCGUAUGCAGUUGUUCAUCGCGGAAUUUGGAAUGGAUCAGAUGUUGCAGUUAAGGUCUAUUUUUCAGGUGAAUACGAAGAAUCAACAUUAUCAGACUACAAAAAAGAGAUUGAUAUAAUGAGAAAAAUAAGACAUCCUAAUGUUCUGCUGUUCAUGGGGGCAGUGUACUCACAAGAUCGACUUGCAAUCGUCACUGAGUUCUUGCCUAGGGGAAGCCUUUUCAAAGCACUUCACAAGACUAAUCAGGCAUUGGAUGUUAAAAGGCGCAUGAGGAUGGCCCUUGAUGUUGCUAGAGGCAUGAACUACUUGCAUCAUAGGAAUCCUCCAAUUGUGCAUAGAGACCUGAAGUCUUCCAAUCUCCUUGUUGAUAGGAAUUGGAAUGUAAAGGUUGGAGACUUUGGCCUCUCGAGAUGGAAAAAUGGAACUUUCUUAACCACAAAGACCGGAAGAGGAACACCUCAAUGGAUGGCUCCAGAAGUCCUGAGGAAUGAACCAUCAAAUGAGAAGUCUGAUGUAUUCAGUUUUGGAGUAAUCUUGUGGGAGUUGAUGACUGUCUCCAUUCCAUGGAACAAUCUCAACUGUUUACAGGUAGUUGGAGUUGUAGGCUUCAUGGAUAGGCGAUUGGAGCUACCCGAAGGCCUUGAUCCGCAUAUAGAAUCGAUUAUCCGUGACUGUUGGCAAAGUAAUCCAGAAAACCGACCAUCGUUUGAAGACAUAAUCUGUAGAAUGACCGGCAUUUUCCCGAAAUCUGCCGUAGGAUUGGGUCGAAGGUACUCGGAGCCUUGAAGCCGCAAUGGGGCUGGAGGACCAAUGCCACUCUUUCACUUGAUGGGGUAGCUUAGCUAUACUUUAGGCUAAUAGAA